AGGCCGGAGCUCAUUCGGGGCCACUGCGCCCUCGUGGCCACGCCCGCCCGCGUUUUCAUUGGCUGAGGAGGAGUUGGACUCGUAACAUCCGGGCGCUCUUGACCAGCCGGACGAGCCGUCGUCGUCAGGGGGUAGCGGACCAGAGAGGGAACCGCCCCUGUUGUCCAUCUCUGCAGACCUUCGGCGCCUUUCCUCGCAUCUUGGCAGACCAUGGCCGAACCACCAGUGGAAGAAGAGGGUGAGGAAGCAGCUCAAAGUCAACCCAAGCAGGAGCCAACCCAUCAGGCCACGGUGGCAGCCAAGAACUUAGCCAUUUUGAAGGCCCGGUCAUUUGAUGUCACCUUUGAAGUGGGGGAUGAGUAUGAAGUCAUUGAGACAAUUGGCACCGGAGCUUAUGGCGUGGUGAGCUCAGCACGGCGCAGGGACACAGGCCAGCAGGUGGCAAUCAAGAAGAUCCCAAAUGCCUUUGACGUGGUGAUGAAUGCCAAACGUACCCUCCGGGAGCUAAAAAUCUUGAAGCAUUUCAAGCAUGACAACAUCAUUGCCAUCAAGGAUAUCCUGAAACCCUCCGUGCCUUAUGCUGAAUUCAAGUCCGUGUAUGUGGUGCUAGACUUGAUGGAGAGUGACCUACACCAGAUUAUCCAUUCCUCACAGCCUCUCACCUUGGAGCAUGUGCGCUACUUCCUCUACCAGCUCCUCCGAGGCCUUAAGUACAUCCACUCGGCAAACGUCAUCCACCGAGACCUCAAGCCCAGCAACUUGCUGAUCAACGAGAACUGUGAGCUGAAGAUCGGUGACUUUGGGAUGGCCCGGGGCCUCUGCACCAAGCCGGUUGAAUACAAGUACUUCAUGACAGAGUACGUGGCCACUCGCUGGUACAGAGCUCCCGAGCUGAUGCUGUCCCUGCACGAGUACACACAGGCGAUAGACAUGUGGUCCGUGGGGUGCAUUUUUGCAGAGAUGCUCGGGCGGAAGCAGCUCUUUCCCGGGAAAAACUAUAUCCACCAGCUGCAGCUGAUCAUCACCGUCCUGGGCACUCCUCCUGCAAAAGUGGUCCACUCCAUUGGUGCUGACCGGGUGCGUGCCUACAUCCAGAGCUUGCCAUCCCGCCAGCCAGUGCCGUGGGAGAGCCUCUACCAGAAUGCCGACCGGAAAGCCUUGUCUUUGCUCUCCAAGAUGCUCCGCUUCGACCCACGCGAGCGCAUCUCUGUCGUGGAGGCCUUGAACCACCCGUUCUUGGCGAAGUAUCACGAUCCAGAUGAUGAGCCAGACUGCGUCCCGGCUUUUGAUUUCGACUUUGACAAGCAGGUGCUCACCAAGGAACAAAUCAAGGAAGCCAUCGUGGCCGAAAUCAAGGACUUCCAUGAGCGCCGGGAAGGCAUCCGGCGGCAGAUCAGUUUCAAGCCCGCUCUUAGGCCAGCAGUUGUGGACGGCUGCGGGGAUGAUGCCGCCAACCAGGCGCUGCUGCUGCGCUGCAAUGACAUAGACAUGCCCAGCGCUGGUUCUCCAAGGGCCGGAGAUGGUGAUUACGCGAUGGCCUCUCCUGUACCCUACCCAGCAGAGACAAUUGACUUCGCCUCUCCUCUUAUGCCAUCCUCUGUCGCGCAGCCGGAAGUAAAGGCUGAGGUGGAGGCCCCUGCUGCCCCACCGAAGCGGGAAGGGGCCAUCUCGGACGAUACCAAGGCUGCUCUGAAAGCCCUCAUCUUGCAGUCUGCGCUCCGGAAUAAAAACAAAGAUACACCUUCCUCUGUCCCAGAAACUCCCGAUAUCCGGAGACCAGUAACGGCAAAGGAACGCCAGCGUGAGAGAGAGGAGAAACGUAAGCGGCGCCAGGAGCGGGCCAAGGAGCGAGAGAAGCAGAAGAAGGAGAAGGAACGGGAACACAAGGACAUGCUGACCGAGAACGACCGGAACCUUCUGGAAAGGUGGACCAAGAUGGUAGACCGCACCCAGAACAAGCCAACCCAAAAUGGGUCUGUGGUCUUGCCCCAGAUAACCACUGCCAGUCACGUCCUGCCUUUGGUUCCUGCUGCCAAGCCCUCGAGCUGUGCCGCUUCUACCCCUUCCUGUAACACCCCAGCCCCCUCCGAAUUCCUUGCUUUCUCUGACAAAGCAGGGCCUGGCCUUGCCCCCAAGCUCACUCUCGUUCCAGUGGGGACUGAGCUAGCAUCAGUCCAGGCCUCCAACGCCAACAUUGUUCGCUUCUUCCCAGCGCAGACUGCCCCCUUCGUGGUCGCCACCCCGGCUUGCCCCAAAGCCAUCCCUGCCAAGUCUGAGUGCCUCCUGAACGUCAAGUAUGCCCCAAGCCAGAUCUUCCAAGGUCCGUAUGGCGUGACGGCCCUCAAUGCUUGGCGUAGCGUCUCCCAGCCCGAGAACUGGGCUGUUCCUGGGCAACUGCCUGUCGGCCAGCCUGAGGUGGCACCCUCUGGGCCAUUGCCAGAACCGGUGGUCAGCUUUGUGGCAAGAGCUGGGACGGAUCAACCUCUGUUCCUGCCUGGGAUGGGGAAGUCUGAACUGCCGCCGCAGGGGCUGACCAGAGAAGAAGCUAGAGGGUCUCCUCAGUCCCAGGUGGCAUCAGGACUAUCUUCGGAGUCUCCUGACAUCAACGUGGUCACCCAGCAGCUGUCAAAAUCUCAGGUGGAAGAUCUCCUGCCUCCUGUCUUCUCUGGAACACCCAAAGGCAGUGGUGCUGGUUAUGGGGUUGGAUUUGACCUGGAAGAAUUCCUGAAUCAGUCUUUUGACAUGGUGGGGGAGAACAGAGAGAGUCAAGGUGACUCUGCUCCACUGUCAGCCUCCCUUCUCGCUGAUUGGCUGGAAGUCCAUCGCAUGAACCCUGCCGACAUGGAGUCCCUCCAGCAGGAACUGCAGCUGGGCUCUCCCAUGAUCCUCUCUGACAUUCCAGACCUCCAAGAUGCAUGAGAAGCAGAGAUGCUGUUGGCCAACGUCUUCCUCUUCGGUCUCUUUUUUAAAAACGUUAGAGUGGAUGUGAAAGAUCAAGGCGAUUUCCCUUCUUGAUGACUUGGGCUGGAAAUGUCACCACAGUGCCUGUGCAUUUCUGUUAUUUUGCUUUAAAGCAAAGGUGGACUGGGCUGAUGUUUAGACUGGAGGCCUUUUGCAAUAAGAGUUGAGGUGGACUUGGUGCCACACUGCCCUCUGCGGGUACGUUGAAAGACACAGGACUGAAAACUGCUCCAGAAGGGCCUCUGGCAACAACACUAAAGGAAGCAUUAUCUGUUGCCUUGGAAAUAGGCGUCCAGUCAAUUUCUUCCUUGACCCCACACUGUGUUUUCCUUACCUCAUGGCCUAUAAGCAUGGAUAAUGUUUUCUGCUUAGAAUAUUGAAAGCUCUUUGAAAGGGCAGGAUUCAUGUAAAACAUGUUCUCCAGGUCUUUUCAUAAAAAAGAGAAACAUAGAAGUAUCAAAUCCAGCCUUCUUCUGUAGGCAACUUUUUUCAAAUCGGUGUGUCCAAGUGUAUUGGAUUUCAGCUUCCUUAGUCUUUCCUUCAGUCCUCUCUUAGAUAUGCUCUCCCUUCAAACGUCAGUUUCAGUCCUCCGUUAAGCGGGAAACCUUGCUGGGUGACUUGGGGGCAGUCACUCUCUUUCAGCCCAACCCACCUCCCAGGAUUGUGGGGAAAGUCGGUGGGAGCCUGAUGGACAUCACUUUGAGUUGUACAAAAUUAAGUGGUGGUGGGGAUAUAAAUCUAAUAAUUAAAUAAUCCUGUGGCUGUUAGGGAUUAUGGAAGCUGAAGUUCAUGUACAUCUGGAAGGCACAGGUGGGGAAGUUUCUUUUUAAUAGCAUGCUUUGUCCUGCACUGUGAAACAGAUGGAUUAUAAACUUCUGGGGAUCAAACGAACUGUCUUGUCUUGGAUUAGGCCAGUGGGUUAUCCAACCUCAUAUGCUGUAUUCUGACCAGCUAUACCUCUUCAAGAUCUCAGAGAGAGGUUUUUCCUGACUUUCUUCAACUGGAAAUACCAAGAAUUGAAGCUUCUGCCUUAUACGCUACAGUUUUUGCUGUUCUGUUAUUUGGUUACUACUGUGGUUGCCCAAACUAAUGUUCUGGAGAACGUGGAAACUGCUGUCUUAAGUGGUGAUGUGGGGAGAGAACAGAAAGGCCCACAGAUUCCAAUGGAAAAGAGACAUAAGUGUAAAGGGCUUCCUUGGCCUCACUUCAAGGUGCCAUAUUGUCAUGCAGAAGAAGCCUUUGAAAUUAUGAUGGAGGAGAGAGAAGUCCUAGAAAUGUAGGUUUUCUCCUUUGUUGGUGUUACAGUGACAGUAAUUGCCCUGAAGCAAGGCAACCUUCUGCUUAUAAAGUGAAGAUAUGCAAUGUUGAAUGGUGCCUACACUCAAGGUUUUGAGGACAGAGAUUGCGCAGCUCUUUCUUCUACUUUGUGUGGGGUGUGACUGUCCUACCAUUACCUGCAGUAUUGUCUAUUUCUGAGGGAAGUGACAACCUCUCCCUCCAAUUCAUACAGUUUCUGCCCUGUGUCUGCUGUACCAGGAUCUCUUUUAGAGCCUUCUGUGUGUUCAAGGUAGCUGAGCAAGGCUUGUUCCAGCAUCCUGGUUACCACUUGCCAUAUGAACGUGCCUCUGGACAGUGGCCAUGUAACAAUGUCUCCGUAAGACUGGCACUACCAUAUCUUGUCUGCAGAAACCUGGAUGACCCCUAAGUGUCAGCAGAGAAUUUUGGUUUCCCUUUACUGUCAUCUAGUGUUUUGUGGCCCAAAUAUAGUAGUCCUGAUAAGGCCAGCGUGGUCUACCUUCGUAGAGGGGACAGCUUGCAUAUUCAACCUGGUGACUAGCAUGGCCUGCCACUAUAAUGUGUGUGUAUGUAUUUGUGUAUGUAUUUGUGUGUGUAUCUUUCAUCAUAUCAAAUUGGGUUAAAAUGUUUCUGCUUGGGUAUGCCAGGUAGGUGAGCUUUGGUUAACAAACCCUGAAUCUCUUAAGCUGCCAUCUUGCCAGUGCAGGGGUUACUCCAUAGGGGACUUUGUGACCAAGUGUUCUGUGGAGCUGCCUGAAUUUUCUCAUACCUCCAGUUCAAGGUUAGGUUCAUCUAACAGUCAAGCCAUCCUGUGGUUUGGUUCUGGUUGUGGGAACCUAUUGCAGCUUAAAUACCAUAGCUUAGCAUGUUGAGCCAACUCAUUCAAUUGUGAAGGGCUUUUUUUUUUUUCAAUGAAUCAUGGUUAAGCAUGGUCCAUCAAAGAUGUGAGAAGGAGAAUCUUACCUGAGUGUAAUUCUCUCUGGACUUGAUGGGACCUGCUUUUGGAUAGAUGUGGUAUUUGUAUUGCUGAAAAAACAGCAAUGAUCAAAGACCCCUAGAAAUGCUUUUGCAAGAUUUGUUCCUUUGGAUGUGGCUGUCCCAAGACUUUAUUUACUUACCUUAACAUUUAGAAGGUUUUUACUGUAACCCCACGCCCCCACGUCUCUAGACCAAAAUCUUGGGUGGAGAGGAGCUGUUGUGUUCCUCUACAACAGUGUUUCUUAACACUCUCCCUCAAGACCCUCUCAGGGGUCCUCAGAAUCAAAAUUAUUUGCCAGCUUCUGUUGAAAAAUAUAAUAUUAAAAUCCCAUCAAACUAUUAUGGGAAGCAGUAGCGGCAGCAAAUGCAUCAAUUUUAAUUUUUAAUACGGCAAAUAUUGAUCAAUAUAACCCAUACAAACAAAAGCUCUUUGGGGGGUCCUCCAUAAUUUUUAAAAGUAGAAAGGGGUCUUCAGAGAAAAUUUAAGAAAUCCUGCUCUAUGGAAAUACAUAUUUUGUAUAGUAGAGAGCCUCAUUCCCCAGUUUGUAGAGUCCUGCUAGUAAAACCAUUCGCUCUCCAGUUAACUUGGAAUUACCUGGAAUCAGUUGGUCAGACUUCCCUGUUGCUUCAAAAGUAACAAAAGAGUGUCCUCACCCCCACCCCCCCAAUACUUAGAAGGCCAGUUUGUUACACUAAUCCCACAUCACACCUGAUUGCCUUUCACUAUGGGUGUGUGUUUGUCAGGUGUGGAUUUGAAAGCUGAUAUAUGGAGACUGUGGGUGCUUCUGGGACCAAUACACAACCCACCUCUGAAGAUCCAGAGGUCAGAUUUGGGACUCAGCCUUGGGUGCAGUUUUGAAUUAGUAGGUGAAACUUGUUUGGAGUGCUUUGAGAGUUGUGUCCGUUAACUGUGGUGCCUUUGUGGUGUACUUUUUUUUCUCCAGUGAUGUCUUAGGAAAAACAAAAAAAGAAAUGUUCAUUAAACUUUCUAUUAAAAUGGUGAUUUAUAAAA
Molecule: messenger RNA, 6247 nt
Organism: Candoia aspera
Lineage: Eukaryota; Metazoa; Chordata; Lepidosauria; Squamata; Candoiidae
Gene: MAPK7
Product: mitogen-activated protein kinase 7
Exons: 7
Coding region: 211-2919 (902 amino acids)
Biological process (GO): intracellular signal transduction; protein phosphorylation
Cellular component (GO): nucleus; cytoplasm
Molecular function (GO): ATP binding; MAP kinase activity
Source: RefSeq, a predicted model, not a curated record